AUGAGUUUAAUAGGUAUCCGAACGAUAAAAAUCGAAAGGCGGACAGCACCUCACGUGGAGUUGAAGAUAGUGAGAAACCAUAAAGAACGCCAUCUAUCCGAAUCAAAGAAAAACCAACAGAAUCUUAAAUUGAUACUGUUAAACUCAAACGCAAAUCCGAUCAGAAGUAAAGAUAGUCUCGGCUACGGCUGUGCCUUCUGUCACGAACAAUUUCCAGAACCGACUAACUUAAAAAAACAUUUCCUAGAUGAACACAAUAGUGAUAGGCUGAUUAAGUACAUGUCAGGGAAGCUGUUCGAUCAUGUUGUCAAGCUAGAUAUAACUUAUUUAAACUGCGCGCUUUGUAAUAGAGACAUAUCGAAAUUAGAAGAUCUGAUGUCCCAUCUGAAAUCGGAACAUGGAAAAGAAAUUUAUACUGACAUAAAAAGUUCUAUAGUACCUUUCAAGUUCGACACGCCAGAACUGAGAUGUGCCGUAUGCUCAGCGGAGUAUCUAAAUUUUAAACUUCUGCAAGAACAUAUGAACUCUCAUUUUGGUAACCAUAUUUGCCCGAUCUGCGGGGGCGGUUACAUGACAGAACGUCUACUAGGAACGCACAUUAGAAGACAUAAAAAUGGCGAAUUCAAAUGCGACGAAUGCGAAAAAGUCUUCGGUAAUAAAGAGAAGCUAAAGGAGCAUCAAAAAAGGACGCAUCUGGGUUUAGGUAAACGGAAUAAAUGCUUGGUAUGCAAUGAAAGGUUUCUAGAUUAUUGGAAGAAAGUCGAUCAUAUGGUUAAGGUGCACGGCGCUCCUCCAGUGGUGUUAAAGUGUCACGCAUGCGAUCGAACUUUCAGGAAUCAGAGGGCAUUGGCAAGACACACGAAAAAGGAUCAUCUUCUGGAAAGGAAGCACAAAUGUGAGGAGUGCGAAAUGAAAUUUUUUAGCAAAAGUAACUUGCAGCGGCAUAUGGCGAAACACACUGGUUUACGACAGUUUCGAUGCGAUAUAUGUUUCAAAGCGUACGGACGGAAGAACACACUGAGGGAACAUAUGAGAAUACACGCGGAUGACCGCCGGUUUGCCUGCGUGCACUGUGGACAGGCGUUCGUCCAGAAGUGCAGUUGGAGAAGUCAUAUGCGGUCAAAACAUGGAGAAGAAGUUUGACUUAUUGUUAUAGCAUUAUAUUUACUAGCUGACGCAGCAAACGUUGUUUUGCUAUACAUCUUAUUAACCGCCCCCGUUGUAACUUGGGGGUAUGAAAAAUAGAUGUUGGCCGAUUCUCAGACUUACCCGAUAUACACAUAAAACUUCAUAAAAAUCGGUCCAGCCGUUUCGGAGGAGUAUGGUAACUAAUAUUGUGACACGAGAAUUUUAUAUAUAAGAUUUGGGUGAGAUAAUAAACGCGUUUUUAUCA
This is a messenger RNA of Melitaea cinxia (Glanville fritillary), 1393 nucleotides long. RefSeq names its product zinc finger protein 28-like. Gene Ontology annotation, molecular function: RNA polymerase II transcription regulatory region sequence-specific DNA binding; DNA-binding transcription factor activity, RNA polymerase II-specific. The coding region runs from base 1 to 1143 and encodes 380 amino acids. Gene Ontology annotation, cellular component: nucleus. Gene Ontology annotation, biological process: regulation of transcription by RNA polymerase II. The record is from RefSeq and is a predicted model, not a curated record. Lineage: Eukaryota; Metazoa; Arthropoda; Insecta; Lepidoptera; Nymphalidae. The transcript has 2 exons.